CCGAGUUUUAAUAAAGUGACGGUCGUUAAGAUCGCAUGGCCAGUUAACUUCUUGCUCCCGUCAACCGGUCUCGUUACGUCGCGAUGCCUCGUGAAUUCUGGAAUACCAAGGCUGGAAACGAGAUCAGCUAAUCCACUUCGGAAACCGACACCGUUCAGCUACCUACUUUUCCUCGGCCAGCUGUUAGUCUUCUUGAACGGAUAGUUCCGUGGCGAAAUAUAUCGAUAGACUGUGCUCUCAGUCCAGUGAUAUUAUUUGCUGCCAGAAUUCGUGUCUGUUAUGAUUGGGACCUGGUUGCCUGAGAGUCCCCGAUGGCUUGGCUUGAUACUCAAAUGCGUUGGUUUCGUGGCCACGCCGAGGCGCCAAGACUUUUAAGCCUAAGUCCUCUUCAAGCUGAUGAAGACCUUGACGGAGCAUCUUACCACUUUCAUGCCGCGUCUCAGUACAGAGACCUGUCUCCAGUCCGAUGGGCUCGCCGGAAGUCGUCGAGCUCCGAGUCGGAGCGUAACUGCUACAACGUGCAAACGUCGCAAGUGACCACCGAGCGGAGUCCCACUAAGAAAAAUAAGAAGAGGAUCCAGAAAGAAAGGCGGAGGGUCUGCGAGAAACGGAACCCGCUGCUGGACCGCGUGAAGAACACCAGGCUGAGCUUCUUCAAAGACCGGGACUCGGACGACGAGGACCGGGAAGAGGACGAAGACCCGGAGAAGCCACAGUUCCGUUCCAUGUGCGAGUUGAACCAACGCGGCCUGACGAGGAACGAGUUCCGCAGAUCGGUCUGCGAAUCCGACUUGAAGGACAUCAUCGAAGAAGAGAAGACCCAGGCAAAGAGGAAAAGACGUUCGAAAUCGCAGAGUAGAUUGCCCUAUCGAAAGCAUCAGGAAGAACGCUUCUCUUUCCUGGGUUUCCGACCGUCGACUGGCCAGAAGCCAGCCAGUCUGUCCAAGGAGAUCAUCGAGGAAACCAGUAGUCAACAGAAUCGCAGAUGGAAGAAGAGCAAAGAGUUCGUCCAGGAUCACCAGACGUCCAGGCGAUCGAUGGAUCACGUGCUGGAAGGCUCCAGCAGCACUGAAGACCCAGCGUUCAAGGAUGGCUCGCAGUUCGACAGCAUAACACCCUCUAGCUGCUUGGCUGCCAAGUUCAGGGCGAUGCAGGACAGGUACCUAAAAAGCUCCACCAGCAAGCUGAUAGCGAAGAUCUAUAAGAAAGAGGGCAAAGACAAGGAAAGAAGAAGACUGAGGAGCUUCUCUUAUGGCACUCUGCCAGGCCUAGAGGAGUUGAGGACCAAUCCUCUUUACGAGGAGCAGGACCAGGACGACAACGAUUCUGGUAUCCUGGACAACGAUUCUGCCACUAGUUCGUUACUCGAUGACAGAUGCAGCAGCAGUGCUUCUGGCUUGCUGACUGCCCUCAACGACUCAUCUUCGAAUCCACCACCUCAGUUACCACCGAGGAAGCCAUCCUCUUCUAUCGUAGACGUAGAGAGAACAGCAAGAUUGUUCUCUAGUCUGGACGUCUACUGUGGGAGGAACGAGGGCAGGGGUUGCAGGAAGGACAUGUCUAGAUUGAACGCCCUGGAAGAUUCUUCGAGCCAGAUCUGUCAGGCUUCCAACAGCGAGUUGAUAGACAGACAAGAUCGUGACAGCUCCAAGUCUCCAGAGGAUAAAGACGUCAUGGAAAGGCUGGACAGCAAAGACUCGUUAGGGUCGGAGAGUUAUCAGAGCACCAGGCUGCCAGUCAUCAGGAACAGGUCUUAUGUCACCGAGACUAUGGUCGUGAAGCUACCCAGGGAGAGCUCUGACCAGUGCCUGGGCAUCUUCAUCGCGAAGACCGCUGAGUCCAGUCCAGGCUACCUGGUGGCGCACGUGGUGCCAAAUGGGUUGGCCGAUAAGGAAGGUACCUUGAGGAUAGGCGACGAGAUUCUGAUAGUAAAUGGGAAGAGACUGAGAGGACUGAGUAUGGCGGAGGCUAGGAAGAUUCUUGGCAGCGGAAGUGGGCCUGGUGACGUGGAUAUCGUCGUCUCGAGGUACUCCGCUGUAGACCAGUCCCCAAAGAAGUUGACAGAGAGUAGCGUGGACUACGAGAACGUGCAUAUGGAGAAUGGUCACGGUGUCAUAGUCGAGAAUUCGCCCAGGUCGCAUUUUAGGAAGCACCACACGAAGCAUCAUAAGGACAGGAAGAGCGAGUGCAACAGGUCUACUUCUUCCGAUAAGGCAGUCGUGAGCGUGGACAAUGGUGGCUCACAGAGCGUUUCCAACUUUUGCACGCUACCUAGGAGGCCCAGGAACACCGUCUCAACGUUCCUGACAGUCGUAUUUCAGAAAGGUCCUGGAAAGAAGUCGCUGGGAUUCACUAUCGUGGGUGGUAGCGAUAGUCCUAAAGGAAGCAUCGGUAUCUUUAUAAAAUCGGUAUUGCCCGGAGGGCAAGCCGCUGAAGAUGGCCGUUUGCGCGCAGGUGACGAGAUUUUGGCAGUGAAUGGCCACGUCUGUCACGACUUGACCCAUAGAAAGGCUGUUCAGCUUUUCCGCAAUAUCAAAACUGGACCGGUUGCCUUGCACCUUUGCAGACGCGUUAAAAACAAGGAACUACAAACAACGAAGGCUAAGUCGUGCGCAGACCUUUUGCUCGUCGACGCGUGAAGAAAUGCUGUACAAGAAGAUUGUAAAAAGGAAAACGAAGAAAGCAAGAAAAGAAAUCACUCCGUGACCGUUGUAAAAAAAAAGAAAAUGAA
Messenger RNA from Eufriesea mexicana, 2731 nucleotides. RefSeq names its product partitioning defective 3 homolog. Gene Ontology annotation, molecular function: protein binding. The record is from RefSeq and is a predicted model, not a curated record. NCBI's taxonomy places the organism in Eukaryota, Metazoa, Arthropoda, Insecta, Hymenoptera, Apidae. The transcript is spliced from 5 exons. The coding region runs from base 312 to 2639 and encodes 775 amino acids.